Molecule: messenger RNA, 9233 nt
Organism: Elgaria multicarinata webbii
Lineage: Eukaryota; Metazoa; Chordata; Lepidosauria; Squamata; Anguidae
Gene: NBEAL2
Product: neurobeachin like 2
Exons: 55
Coding region: 17-8386 (2789 amino acids)
Biological process (GO): intracellular protein localization
Cellular component (GO): cytosol; membrane
Molecular function (GO): protein kinase binding
Source: RefSeq, a predicted model, not a curated record
UCUCCGCCGGCGCGCCAUGGCUUCCAAGGAGCGUCUGUACGAGCUCUGGAUGCUCUAUUUCGCCAAGAAAGACUUGGCGUACCUGCAGCAAUGGUUGGAAGCGUUUGUCACAAAUUUUGAGAAGAUCAUUGCUGUCCAUUCCCUGGAACCGAGGAGGCCGGAGGACUCCGUCUCUGAGAUUCCACUGCUGCCCCGUGAUGUCCUCCAUGUCCUUACCCAACAGCUGUCAUACUGUGUUUCCCAAAUCUCCCGUCAAGAGGUGGCUGAGGCAGGCCUCAGUCAGGCUCUCUUGCUUGUCAAGUUCUUCAUCAUUAUUUGCAGGAAUCUAGAAAACGUCCAAGCUGAUCGGCCCCCAGCGUUCGUUCGUGAGGUGAUCAAUUUGCUGUCUGCCUACUCGAACAAGCUCAAAAACACCCAGGGGCAGCAUUUGCCUUCCAGAAGCCGGCUGGAGAACAUAACUCUCUACGCACUGCACCUCUACGAAUGCCUCUUUGAUCCGUAUCAGACGUGGAGGAGACAGCUGAGUGGGGAGAUUGUCAGCAUGAAAGAGAAGAGCAAAUACAAGUUUGCACCAGCUGUGUUGCCUCAAGAGUUCAACUCUUUCUUCCAAGAGUGUUUUCAAGAAGGCGAACAGCUCCCGGAGGCCCUCCAACUGCGGCUGAUCCACCUCUUCGGAGCCAUCAUCUCUGGAUCCAAGCAAAAUGCUCUCCUGGUGGUCACCCCAUCCUCCGUUGAGGCCCUCAUGCUGGUGCUCAGGCGAUGGUGCUCGCCGACCAGCGGAACGCCCAAAGACGCCAGGUUGCUGCAGCUGACGCUGAAGAGCUUGGUGGGAAUGGUCCACAUUCUCCACACCAGCAGCCCCAGCCAGCGCAAGGUGGAGAUCCGCGCCAUCCUGGACAGCUACUUCAAGGUCCUCAACUCAGACCAGCCCAUGGCCUCGCUGGAAGGUUCGCCGGGACCUCACUGGGAGGAAAGACUCAUCGCCCUCCGAGUGAACAUGCUGGAUGCCAUUCCGGAAAUGUUAAAUUGCGACGACCGGCCAGUUUUGCAGGCGAUCUUUCUCAGCAACAACUGCUUUGAGCAUAUCAUUCGACUGAUCCAGAACAGUAAGCUCUACCUGAGUGGUGAGUGCAAAGCGCCUGGGAGUGAUCUCGCCAUGCGGCUGCUGACCGAGAUGGAUGUCCAUCAGGUUUUCGAUAACAGUUCCGACGCCAUUUCCAUUCAUGCAAUUGGAGUGCUUACCUCUAUCAUGAGCAAUUCCCCCUCAGCCAAGGAGGUGUUCAAAGAAAGGAUCGGCUAUUCCCACUUAUAUGAAGUUCUGAAGAGCCAAAGCCAGCCAACCAAGAGGCUGCUGCAGGAGCUCUUGAACAUGGCAGUCGAAGGCGACCACAGCUCUUUCCCUCCGCGUCAGAUCCACAAUGAGCAGCCCCUUUUGAUCAUGAUCACCUGGAUCCCGGAGCUGAAGUCUCCAGACCUUCAGGUGUUCCUUUCGGACUGGCUGAAAAAGAUCUGCGAUGCCUCCCUGCAGAGCCGCACCACGUGCGUGAAGGCGGGGAUGGUCGGCUGUCUCUUGGAUGCUUUGUGUGCUGCCGAGCAGGCGCUGGACGGGAAGUGCUCCGAGAACCUCAUCUACCUGCUGCAGGUCCUGGGCAGCCUCUCCAUCCGCCCGGGCGAACUGAGACAGCUCCUCAAGCUCCUUCGGACGGACCCGGGCAAUGCCCCCCACCCGUACACCACCCCAGUCAUCCGGGCUCUUUCGGGCAUGGCCCGGGAGGAUGGGCCGGAGCGGGCCCUGCAGUACUUUGACCUCACCCCCAGCAUGGCCGGGAUUAUGGUGCCUGCCAUUCAGAAGUGGCCUGGAAGUGGCUUUGCCUUCCACGCCUGGGUGUGCCUCGUGGAAGAGGCCAAGGACUCCCCGGAGGAGGCGGCCAGGCUGAAGCGGAAGCAGCUGUACAGCUUCUUCACAGCCGGCGGGACGGGCUUCGAGGCCUUCUUCACGGCCGACGGGAUGCUGGUGGUGGCCGUCUGCACCAAGAAGGAGUACAUGACGGUCGCCCUGCCCGAGUUUCCUUUCAACGAUGCAGCCUGGCACUGCAUCGAUAUCGUCCACAUCACCGGCCGCCGGCCCUUCGGCCAGAACCUUGUGAACGUCUACGUGGAUGGGCAGCUCCAGAAGGUGGCGCAGUUGCGUUUCCCCUCCCUGAGUGAGUCCUUCACGUCUUGUUGCAUCGGCUCCGCUGGGCACCGGACAACCACCACGUCCACCACCUACCCGUCUCCGUCUCACUCGCCAGACCUGGGCUUCCCCUCACACCCCUCCCUGAGCCGCUCCCAGUCCUUCCCAGCUUCCCUGGCGCCCCACGCCUGGACGCCCAUCCCCCCCCAGCCCCCCAGGGAAGGCGUGGUUUCCACCAUGGCCGCAGGGAGCCAGGACACUGAAUGGGGGAUGCCCACCUCCCUCGAGGGGCACCUGGGAGCCGUCUCGAUCUUCUACGAAGCCCUCCAGCCCGCUCAAGUGAAGGCGCUCUUCUCCUCAGGACCAAAUGUCACAUCACCGUUGAAUCCUGAAGGGGAUUUCCUGGAGCUCAGUAGUAAACUGCUUCUGUAUUACACACCCCAGGCCUGCAAAAACAACAUCUGUUUGGACCUUUCCUUGAACCACUUCUUUGAUGGGAGGCUGACUGGGCACAAAGUGGUCAACUGGGACGUCAAGGACGUGGUGAACUGUGUCGGUGGGAUGGGCGUGCUUCUCCCCCUGCUGGAUCAGGUGGCCUCUCAGAAGAAGGAGUCCGAAGAUAACCAGGAAACCCAUGACUUGGUUGGUCCGGAGCUGACCUCUUCCCAGAAUGCCCAGGGCAUGCUCAUCCCGCUGGGAAAAUCCUCAGAGGGCCGGCUGGAGAGGAACGGGGUGGCUGCCUUCCUGCUGUUGGUCAAAAACUUUAUCCACGGUCACCCUGUCAAUCAGGAGAGCCUGGUCCAGUGCCAGGGGCCUUCCAUCAUUGGAGCCCUGCUCCAGAAGGUCUCCAGCCAGGCAAUGGACAUGAACGUCUUGAUGGCAUCUCAGUACCUCAUGGAGCAGGUGGCCUCGGAAGGACACAACCUUUUGCUGAACCUGCUGUACCAGUACCUGCUGUUCGACUUCCGCAUCUGGAGCAACAGCGACUUUGCCGUCCGAUUGGGCCACAUCCAGUACCUGUCAAACAUAAUUAAGGAUCACAAGCAAAGGAUCCGCAGGAAAUACGGGGUUCAGUACAUCCUAGAUUCCAUCAGGACGUAUUAUGGGACUUACAAGGAGAAGCCUGUGGCAACUGACGACAUCAAGACGGUGCAGACCUCCCUCUUCAGCCUGAUAAAGGACUUCUUCUGCAGGAAUUUCUCCACCGAUGAGAUGCAGAGCACCCUGAACUACCUGGCGGCUGUGAACGAUGAGCACCAGGUGUCUGGGGUGCUGGAGGUGAUCCACAGCCUGCAAAAGAGCUCUCCAUCCCAGGAGCAGAUUUACACUUUCCUGUUUGAGCCGGGAAAUGUGGAGAUUUUGUUCUCGCUGCUCGUUCAGCGGAAGUUCUCGGAUGAAGUGCGCGAGAGGAUUUUCAAGAUCCUGUACAAGUUGUUGAAGUAUGAGAAAGUGAACGAGCGAAGCAAACAUCGCUUGAAGCUAAAGGACAUCGGCUACCAGGGCUUCAUCUCGUACCUGAAUGACAUCCCAGUUUCCACGCUGCUUUUCCGGUGCCUUUUGGAGCAGGUCCUCGCAUCAGACUCCCCAAACUACAAGGAUUUGGUGGCUGUGGUUUACCUCUCUCAUCGGGCAGAUCUGUCUGUCAGGCUGGACAUCUGCCGGAAGCUCUUCCACCUGAUCUACUCCCAGCAUGACAUCGUGAAGCAGCUGGCCAAGCUGGCCGGCUGGCAGGACACCCUCACCAAGCUCUACGUCAAGGAGUCCUACGAAUCCCGCCAGCACAGCCUGUCCGGCUCCGCCAACAGCGGCGGCUGCCUGGACCUCUUGAAGAUCUCCGACCAGCCCGGUGCAGAAGCGGGGAAGGAGCUGGCUGACUCCACGAACCCCUCUGCCGCCGCCGACCUCCACGACCUGGACGUCUUCCUCCCGCUGGGCUACGAGGCCUUCGACCACGAGCUCUCUGAAGGCUUCUCGGACCACUCCAUCUCUCCGACCAGCCAGAGGAGCAAACCCUUCCGCCCGUACGGCGGCUUCAAGUCGUUUGACUCCAUGGACCUCGCCAGCCACUCCUCCUCUUCCAACAACAUGGACAUCCCUGGGCAGGGCGAGGCCAACGCGGGAGACGCCCUCCAGGCCGACCGGGUCUACCACCCGCUCUCUCCGUUCUGCACGUCGCCCUUCGACCUCGUCUUGGAUUUGGGCAGCAUGAGCUCUGCGGCCACGGCGGAGAGCGGCAACCAGACGCCCAUGAGCCUGCCGGGAACCCCGUCCCCUCUGGAGAACUUCAAACCCUUCCCGGGGACGCGGGCGCGGAAGAGCUCCAGCCUCUCCAACGUGCUGGACGAAACCAGCUAUCAAGAGACCUUGCCGAGUGACAACAUCUCCAACACGAGUAACCCUCAGCAAACCCCCGAGGAGGAGCUCUGCAACUUGCUCACCAACAUCAUCUUCUCCGUCACCUGGCGGGGGGUGGAGGGCUGGGACGACGCAGCCUGGAAAGAGCGGGGGCAGGUCUUCUCAGUCCUCACGAAGCUGGGCUCGGCUUGUGAGCUGGUGCGCCCGCCGGAUGAGAUCAAGCGCAGCCUUCUGGAGAUGAUGAUGGAGUCGGCCUUGACGGACCUCAAAGAGGUCACCCUCGCCGUGCUGCCCAGCCUCAUCCAGAACGCUCUGAAGCUGCUGCGCCUCCUUCAGGAUUUCCUGUUCUCAGAGGGUCACAACAACCAGGCCUUGUGGAGCGAGAAGGUUUACGAGGGUGUUAACAGCUUACUGGACAAGCUGGGAGUUUGGUACCACUUGGCAAACGGCACCUCUGACUUGAAGGAGAUGGCCCAGAUUGGGCUCCGGGUGUUAAUCGGAUACAUCGCGCUGGAGGAUGUGCAGUUGCAGUCCUUGGCCUACGUGAAGCUGCACAGCCUUCUCCAGACAGCUUCCGCCCCCAAGAAGGAGGAGGCCUGCUACCUGCUGGGCAAGUUGGAGACUCCCCUCCGGCGCUCGCUUCACGCCAAGUCGGAGACCUUCUCCUGGCUGGUGCCCAUCAUCCGCACUUUGAUGGACCAGUGCUACGACAUCUUGCAGCUGCAGCAUUUCCUUCCUUCUCUGCCCCCCACCAACGGCAGCCCCACCUUCUACGAGGACUUCCAAGUGUUCUGCACCACUCCAGAGUGGAUCGCCUUCAUCGAGAAGCACGUGCAACCCACCAUGGCCCAGUUUGAAAUGGACACGUUUGCCAAGAGCCACGACCACAUGUCGAACUUCUGGAACUCCUGUUACGACGCCUUGAUGAGCAGCUCCCAGAGGAGGGAGAAGGAGAAAGCCGAGAGCAGGAGGAAGUUCCAGGAGCUCGUCUUGGAGCCGGUGAUGAAGCGGACGAAGUACGAGAACAUCCGGCACACGAAUAUGCUGAAGCAGGUCAACCACCACCACAACACCGUCCUGAAGCAGUGGAGGGCGCUGAGGCGCUUGCUGACUUCCCAGCGCUCUGCAUGGGCUGACCGGGAUCCUCCUGAGAUACAGUGGAAGCUAUCGAGCGCCGAGACCUACUCCCGAAUGAGACUUAAGCUGGUGCCCAAUUACAACUUUGACCGCCAUGUGGAGGCGAGUGCCCUUCGGGACAACCUAGGCGCCGACUACUUGCACAACCUGGCCGAGUCCCUCCCGUUAGCCGUUGCCAAGGAGGCGAAGGUCAGCGAGAUGCAGGAUGACCAGUUGGCAGAAGAGGACCUCUCGUUCCUGGAUAAUCACGUGGAGCCCAAAGAACAAAGUCAGCGCGAGAAGCUGGUGAUCUCGGAGGACUGCGAGCUGAUCACCAUCGUGGCUGUGAUCCCCGGGCGCCUGGAAGUCACCACACAGCACAUCUACUUCUACGACGGCAGCAGCGAGAAGGACGAGACGGAGGACGGAAUCGGCUACGACUUCAAGCGCCCCCUGUCUCAGCUCCGCGAACUGCACCUCCGCCGCUACAACCUCCGCAGGUCCGCCCUGGAGUUCUUCUUCAUUGACCAAGCAAAUUACUUCCUCAACUUCAAGAAAAUGGUCCGGAACAAGGUGUACUCUUCCAUUCUCAGCCUGCGACCACCCAACCAGAUUUAUUUUGGCAGCCGCUCACCGCAGGAGUUGCUGAAGGCCUCGGGCUUGACUCAGAAAUGGGUUUUCAGGGAAAUCUCCAACUUUGAAUACCUCAUGCAGCUAAACACCAUCGCAGGCCGCACCUACAACGAUCUUUCCCAGUAUCCCGUGUUUCCAUGGAUCCUGCAGGACUACGUCUCGGAGACGCUGGAUCUCAGCAAUCCCGCUGUGUUCCGAGAUCUUUCCAAGCCCAUCGGGGUGGCCAACGAGAGACACGCCAAGGACGUGAAGGAGAAGUACGAGAGCUUUGAGGAUCCCAGUGGCAUGAUCGAUAAGUUCCACUACGGCACCCACUACUCCAACGCCGCGGGCGUCAUGCACUACCUGAUCCGCACGGAGCCCUUCACCACCCUGCAUAUCCAGCUGCAAAGCGGAAGGUUCGACUGCUCUGACCGCCAGUUCCACUCUGUUCCCGCUGCCUGGCAAGCCCGCAUGGAGAACCCCGUGGACGUGAAGGAGCUAAUCCCAGAAUUCUUCUACUUUACGGACUUCCUGGAGAACCAGAAUGGCUUUGAUCUGGGCUCUCUUCAGAUAUCAAAUGAGAAAGUGGGGGAUGUUGUCCUACCCAGAUGGGCCAAAUCUCCAGAAGAUUUUAUCCACAAGCACAGUAAAGCCCUAGAAUCGGAAUAUGUUUCUGCCCAUCUCCACGAGUGGAUCGACUUAAUCUUCGGGUACAAGCAGAGGGGCCCGGAGGCAGUGGAAGCCCUGAACGUCUUCUAUUACUGCACGUAUGAAGGGGCAGUCGACUUGGAUGUUAUAGCAGAUGAAACCCAACGGAAGGCUUUGGAAGGCAUGAUCGGCAACUUUGGGCAGACCCCAUGCCAGCUGCUGAAGGAGCCCCACCCUGCCCGCCUCUCUGCCGAAAACGCCGCCCGGAGACUGUCUCGCCUUGACACCUUUUCCCCCAACAUUUUUGAGAACCUCGGCCAGCUCAAAUCCUUCUUUGUCGAAGGCAUCAGCGAUGGCAUCCCGCUGGUGCAGGCUGUGGUCCCCAAGAACCAAGCCCACUCCUUCAUGACUCAGGGAUCGCCCGACGUGCUGGUCACUGUAAGUGCCAGUGGGCUUCUGGGGACCCACAGCUGGCUGCCCUACGACAAAAACAUCUCCAACUAUUUCAGCUUCACCAAAGACUCCACCGUCUCCAACACAAAGACCCAGCGCUUCCUGUACGGCCCCUUUGCCCCAGGGGUGGAUGUGUCUUCGAAGACGCUGGCCAUCUCUCAUGACGGGAAGCUCCUCUUCAGCGGAGGCCACUGGGACAAUAGCUUACAAGUCACUUCGCUGAGCAAAGGGAAGGUUGUGGGACACAUCAACAGGCACAGAGAUGUUGUCACUUGCCUGGCCUUAGAUCUGUGCGGAAUCUACCUCAUUUCCGGGUCGCGGGACACCACCUGCAUGGUCUGGCAGGUCUUCCAGCAGGGCGGCUUCUCUUGUGGCCUGGCGCCCAAGCCCGUCCGGGUUCUCUACGGGCACGAUGAUGAAGUGACGUGUGUCGCCAUCAGCACCGAGCUGGACAUGGCCGUGUCAGGGUCAAAGGAUGGCACCAUCAUAGUGCACACGAUCCGCCGAGGCGAGUUCAUGAAGUCGCUGAAGCCUCCCUGCGAGAGCUCGCUGCCCGUGACCAUCUCCAACCUGGCCGUGGGCCACGAGGGGCAGAUCGUGGUCCAAACGACCGUGGAGGGGAGGGCCUCCCUGAAGGACAAGUUCGCCCUGCACCUCUACUCCAUCAACGGCAAGCACCUGUCUUCCAUCCCGCUGGACGAGCAGGUCACCUCCAUGUGCGUCACAGAGGAGUUUGUGGUGCUGGGGACCAUUCAGUGUUCGUUGCAGAUCAGGGACCUUCAGAGCCUCCAAGCAGCCAUUUCCCCUUUGGCCAUGAAGGUCCCCAUCCACAGCGUCUCUGUGACCAAGGAGAAGAGCCACAUCUUGGUGGGCCUGGAGGAUGGGAAGCUGAUUGUGGUCGGAGCAGGGCAGCCUUCCGAGGUGAGGACGGGGCAGUUCCACCGGCGGCUGUGGCGUUCGACCCGGCGCAUCUCCCAGGUCUCCUCCGGCGAGACGGAAUACAACCCGACGGAGCCCAAAUAACUGACGUGGGCCGGCUUUACCUCUCCCGUUCCCUUGCAGCGCGUCUGCCGCAUAGGAUGCUGGCUGUGCCCAGCCGUGCCCACUGGCGGCAUUUCCGCCCCUCCUAUAAGCCUGUUGCUCCCCGAGGGUCUCUUUGCGCCGCCCCUGGAGCGUGGCAUUCUGCAGAUGGAAACCGCCUCGGGGACUCCUUUGCAAGCCAGAGGUCUGUGCCCAUCUGGAACAGCCUUCCAAGUGCAGCACGCCCAGGACAGUUAGGAGCGGGGCGUUUCUAGGACCUAUCCAGCUGUUCCUGAUUAUGAUUAAUACUGUUGUUGUUGUUUUUAUUAUUAUUAUUUCAUUCCUGUGGAGCUUGAAGUGGCAAAUGUUUGUAUUAGUCGUCUUACACUGGAAGAGGAGAGAGGACUGCGUGAAGUGAAAGGGAGGGAGAAUACUUCGGCCACCUCCUGCAGCUCAGCAGGACGAGGGAGAAGAUGCAAUCGACGCACCAGCCUCAAGACGGCGGUCUGGUCUUUCUCCGGCGGCCUUAAGCGGUUCCCCUCCUUGCACUACGUCGAUGACUUGCACCAGAACCCAGGACUUCUGCUUUUGUUUGCCCAGCUAGGAGAUCAAGCCCCCUCGCUCCGUGAGAAAGCUUUAACGGCGGGGCUGAAAUGUAUCGCUAUUGGGGGGGAGUCUCUUGGUCCGAUCUCAAGUUGGGAAUGGGGGUGGUGGGAGGGGAGCCUCUCUCCACGAGGCAGAGAACUGAGGCAGGGCAGCGAAGCCCGCAAGCAUUAAGCCAGAGCGUGCGGCCAACGCACCGGUGUGUCUCACCCCCAGGUCCCAAAUCAACGCUGCGGUUUGGAGAGGG